This is a messenger RNA of Nycticebus coucang (slow loris), 1155 nucleotides long. RefSeq names its product putative neuropeptide Y receptor type 6. Gene Ontology annotation, biological process: G protein-coupled receptor signaling pathway. Lineage: Eukaryota; Metazoa; Chordata; Mammalia; Primates; Lorisidae. Bases 316 to 864 code for a protein of 182 amino acids. Gene Ontology annotation, cellular component: neuron projection; plasma membrane. The record is from RefSeq and is a predicted model, not a curated record. Gene Ontology annotation, molecular function: neuropeptide binding; neuropeptide Y receptor activity. The transcript has a single exon.
GCUUCCACAAACCAGACUGGAUCUGAUAAAACCAGCACAAAGAGCAAUAGCUCUGCCUUUUUCUACUUUAAGUCCUGUCGACCCCGUUCUCUAGCCUUACUCCUAUUACUCAUAGCCUAUACUGUAAUCUUAAUUUUAGGCCUUUUUGGAAAUCUCUCUCUCAUCAUCAUCAUCUUUAAGAAGCAGAGAGAAGCUCAGAAGGUCACCAACAUACUGAUUGCCAAUCUCUCCUUCUCUGACAUCUUGGUGUGUGUUAUGUGCAUCCCUUUUACUGUCAUCUACAUUUUGAUGGACUAUUGAAUAUUUGGGGAUAUCAUGUGCAAACUAACCUCCUAUGUGCAGAGUGUCUCCAUUUCUGUGUCUGUAUUCUCACUUGUAUUAAUUGCUAUUGAAAGACAUCAGCUAAUUGUGAACCCCUGUGGCUGGAAGCCCAGUGUAUCUCAUGCCUACUGGAGUACCUCAUUGAUUUGGCUAUUUUCUCUUCUGUUGUCUAUCCCCUUCUUCCUGUCCUAUCAACUCACCACUGAACCCUUUCACAACCUCUCCCUCCCCACUGACCUCUACACCCACCGGGUGGCCUGUGUAGAGAACUGGCCCUCUAAAAUCAACCAGCUCCUCUUUACCACCUCUCUGCUUAUGCUCCAGUAUUUUAUCCCUCUAGGCUUCAUCUUCAUCUGCUACCUGAAGAUUGUUAUCUGCCUCCGGAGGAGAAACGGGAAGGUUGACAGAAAGAGGGAAAAUGAUAGCCGGUUCAGUGAGAACAAGAGGAUCAACACAAUGUUGAUUUCCAUCGUGGUGACAUUUGGAGCCUGCUGGCUGCCCUUGAACAUCUUCAAUGUCAUCUUUGGCAUCAUGAGGUGUUGAUGAACUGCCACCAUGACCUGGUAUUUGUAGUUUGCCACUUGGUUGCUAUGAUUUCUACAUGUAUAAACCCUAUCUUUUAUGGCUUUCUCAACAAAAAUUUCCAAAAGGACCUGAUGGUGCUUAUUCACCACCGCUGGUGCUUUGCACCUCAGGAAAAGAUAUGAAAAUAUAGCCAUCUCCACUAUCCACCCAGACAAAUCUAAGAGAUCUUUAACAAUGGCUCACAUACCAACAGGUAUAUAAAUAUUGGCAACAUUUAAUGCAGAAAUCUUUCAUGAAUGGGAGAUGAGG